Molecule: messenger RNA, 1660 nt
Organism: Archocentrus centrarchus (flier cichlid)
Lineage: Eukaryota; Metazoa; Chordata; Actinopteri; Cichliformes; Cichlidae
Exons: 2
Coding region: 308-1222 (304 amino acids)
Source: RefSeq, a predicted model, not a curated record
UUGAUUAUUAAUCAAAGUUCAUAAUUGAGGUAAAUAUCUCCAUGGGAAUUGUUAAGAAUAUAACCUAUCAUUCUUCCAUCGGUGAUCUACUUGUUGAGCCUUUUUGUUAAUGUGUGGGAUAUGUGAUCGUUUAGUCAUACCUUGCACUGCAGGAGGGGGGCACUCCGGCCGUGGUGCUUCAUUCUCAAUGAAGCUGCUGAAGGAGAAGCAUCGCGUUCGAGUGUAUUUAUUGAUUUCCUUUCCCCUUCUCAGGGUGUAACAUUUUGGAGGCACCGCUGGGAUAGGGAAAACAGACCACCGAGCAUACAUGGAGAAAUGGAAACAAGAAAUGCAGGAGGCACAUGAAAUAGUACGAGAGAACGCAAAGAAGGCAGCAGAGAGAAGUAAAAAACAUUAUGAUGGGAAAGUAAGAAGCUCUGUGCUAUGUCCUGGCGAUCGAGUCCUUGUUCGAAACCUGACACCUAGGGGAGGAACUGGAAAGCUUCGUAAUCACUGGGAACAGGAUAUUCAUGUUGUGAUCCGUCAGGUUGCAGAAGGCCUCCCGGUGUAUGAAGUCAAGCCUGAGCAAGGAAGAGGAAGGUCAAGAACCAUGCAUCGCAACUUGUUGCUGCCGUGUGAUUACUUACCUCUGGAAACUGAGCCAAAAGCACCACCAAAGCAAGAGAAAAGAAGGGUGAAGGAGACAGAGACAGAAAAUGCAGAUCAGAAAGAGGAAGAUGAAGAAGAGGAAUGGGUGUACUGUUACAAACCAGUAAUACACUCUCAAAUGCCCCAUGCAGACGGAGUGAUUGAGCGUGCAGACACACAACAGGACAGUGGUCAGGAGAAACAAAAUUUGAGUGAUGAUGAAUUGAUUGAAGGAAGGCUCAUAGCAAACACAGAUGAGCCUGAAACACAGCAGGAAAAUGUGCCACAGGAAGAGAACUAUCAGGACAGGGAUGAGAGCUUAGUUGAAAAAGCAGUGGAUGAAAUUCCAGCAUUCCAACAUCUAGAGCCACCUGGAGGAGAAAAAGAACAGACAGAUGGUGCACCAAGGAGGGAAAGACGAGCCCCUAAAGUCUUCACCUAUGAUCAACUUGGGACUCCAACAUGCUAUAGUACAGCAUAUGGAAAUGAAAGGCUCUACCAACAUCAGCCCAUACAAUAUCAACACAUUCGACCAGUGACACUGUGGACCAAUCCAUUCCAGACCUACCAACCUAUAAGUAUGCAAGGAUACUAGACACAGAUUCAGUGCCGAAAAUGAUGAAUGAAGAGAACAGAUCACUAAAUUUGGGUGAUUAAUUGGCGGUACCCUCCCACCGAUCACGUGGUUGAGCCAACUAGGAUAUAAUGACUUAAGAACCCUUGGUUUAUGAGUGCUGUGAUGUCGGGACGACAUCUAACUUUGUAGGGGAGAGUGUGAUAGGUUGAUUUUAUUAUUCUAUUGAUUAUUAAUCAAAGUUCAUAAUUGAGGUAAAUAUCUCCAUGGGAAUUGUUAAGAAUAUAACCUAUCAUUCUUCCAUCGGUGAUCUACUUGUUGAGCCUUUUUGUUAAUGUGUGGGAUAUGUGAUCGUUUAGUCAUACCUUGCACUGCAGGAGGGGGGCACUCCGGCCGUGGUGCUUCAUUCUCAAUGAAGCUGCUGAAGGAGAAGCAUCGCGUUCGAGUGUAUUUAUUGAU